GGAGCAGGCGGUUCCUCCCUCCGAGCACGUAGCUUUUGCUCCGGGAGCGGCUCCGAGGUGGGCUCGGCGCGGGGGAUGCCUGCGCCGAAACCGCGGACCCGGGGCGGGCUGGCGGGGGCUCGGGGCUGCCCCGCUCCGCCGGCGGCCGCCUGGGGGAGCGCUGCCCAGCUCCUCGGCUGCCCUGCUCCCCGGCUCCCCGCCUCCCACCGCCGCAGCUCCGAGCGGCCCAGAGCCUCCCGGUGCCUCUUGCGAGCCCGCCCGGGUUGUCUCUCCCUGCCGCCGCGGCGGGGAGGGCACCCCGGCGCAGCCCUCCUCCCUCCAUCUCUCCCUCCCUUCUUCCCUCCCUCCCUCUCUCUCUCCCUCCCUCCGCCGCACACCCCGAGGAAGGGCUUGUUUUCCUGCCCGGAUGAUGAAUUUCUCCGCAAGGUCAUCCCUGCCCGCGGCGGCGGCGCGCCCGCAGCUCCCCGGGCGCCGCCGCGGAGAUUAGCUAUACAGGAAAACUGUUGCUGGAAGCCUGCCCCGUUGGACCCGCCACCCUGCGAGAGCCCGAGCAGGAGGAGCUGACAGUGAGCCGCAUCCCUGGGGCAGUCCAUGGGGACUGUACCACAUCCCCUGGGACCUGCCAAGCUCUCCCUAGCUGCCCCUCCCGAGGAGAAGGACUGCUCAGGAGACCUGCUGCCUGCUAAGCACCAGCCCAAAGCUGCUGAUGAAGAGAGGGCCAGCAAUGGCUUCCCCUGCUCUGCGCCAGGCUCCGCAGCCGCUCGCACCUGCAGCCUGAAGCACACCGGCACCCAGAGGCAGGAGGCGUGCUGCAAGGAGGAUGCUAACCAGCAAGCUGUGCUGCUUCCCGGGCUCUCCAGCCAGGCUGUGGAGGGGUGUCUGGCAGGCAUAGGGCCAGCCCCGGCGGUGGAGGCGGCAGGGUGUGGGCCAGACAUGAUGCCAGCUCCCCAGAGCUCCCGGCAGUUCGUGCAGGGCGGCCAGGCGAAAGCGAGCCCCCUGGCGCAGGUGGAGGACUCUGCCUUGAAACCUCAGGGGACUGAGGAGCAGCCAGCUCUCCAGGUGUUGCAGUGUUCCUCCCCGGGCAGCCCGGCCAGGGGUAACGAGUCGUGUCUCACCUCUCAGGCAAGCCUUCUGCAAAGAGAGGGAAAAGAGGGGGGAGCAGAAGCCGACGCUGCUGCCUGCCAGCCCGCCUCUCCGGUGAGGGACGGGAACACUGCCACCGAUGCUGGGAGAGAUCCACAGGCGGCUGUGGUGGCAAAAAGCGGGUCUGCAGGUCCUGAGCAGCUGUGUCCUGCUGAUCAGACUGAGGCGACGCAGAGCAGCAGGGCACCGGCCCAGCUCAGCUGUGAGGGCACACGUCCCCGAUGUGAUGCAGACACUGAGCCGGGGAGCUCGGGCCCCACCCAGCUCUCCAAAUUCAGAGAGACGGGUACGAUGACGGUUCAGUCAGAGAGCAGCUCUUUAACUCAGGAAGCAGCAAGCAGGACGUGGCGAGAUGCCGAGGUUCAGGCCGUAGCUACUGUGGAGAAUAAAUCAGCUUCCACCAGCCCCAGCAUCCUCGCUGCCUUCUUAAAAGGGAACCCUCCUCCAGAGGAGAAGGAAGAACUGCACAUCAUCUACCAAGGCAGCGCGGGGCUCAGCCAGUCUGAACUUGUUAACAGCUUCUCCUCGCAGCAGAAGCCCCCAUAUUCUCCUGGUACGGCAUCAAAAUUGACUGUCGUUACGGCUGUGGCUGCUACAGCCCAAAGCCAGCCUGUCGGGCUGCCUGGUGUCCCACCUGACACAGCGUCCCCAGGCUCAGCAGACAAUGCAGAACCCACCCUCCCCUUCUCCCCUGCAGCCAUCACCUCCCGAGGUACGCCUGUGGAUAAUGCUGAAGGGCCGGGCCCAGCCAGCAGCGCUGAGGCUGCUCCUGCGCUGCCAACAGGUGCUGCAGCCCUGUCGAAGCCAGCGCCUGCCCAGCAGCUUGCCCUCAGCCCCAGUGAUCAACCCGCAGCACGGUCUGCUGCCGGUGAAACAAACGUCACGUCUGCUGCCAGAACCGAGAGCAAGGUGCAGUGUCUUGUCCAUGACGCGGGAGGCAGCCGGUUACCUUCACUCUGUAACGUGCAGAGUGAAACCAAGCAGAGUGAGGCCCUGGGCGGCUCUGAGCAAAAGCCAGUGCCAUGUAAGGGUGCGAACGAAGUGGAGGCGAUUCCUCAAUCUGUGGUAAAAACAAAGGGAGAAAACUUGAUGGUGCGUGAUGCCCAGGGAGGGGUAAAUGCCGGCAGAGAGCCCGUCGGUGGAAAGGCUUGCUCGGAGGAGGUGGGUGAGAAGGAGCAGAGCGGACGCCAGGGUGAGAUGAGGCUGACUCCGACAGCCAGCAGGCAGGCUCUGCCGGUGGGACCAGUGGCUGCUCCGAGCUGUAGCUCUGGACACGUCACCCCUCUCCUGGAGGCUUCGGCAGCUCCCCAGCAAGCCAAGGAGUCCAAGCGUGAGCUUCGUGCUGCAGCUCUUCCUUCUUCGGUUCAGGCCUUGCCAAACCGUGGGGAAAACAAGAAGCAGCCCGCCUCCGCCACGGAGGCGAAAGUGCAGGUGAAGCAAUCCAAGCACGUUAGGGAUGUUGUCUGGGACGAGCAAGGCAUGACGUGGGAGGUCUACGGUGCUUCCCUCGACCCCGAGUCCUUGGGAAUCGCUAUCCAGAACCACUUACAGAGACAAAUCCGGGAACAUGAGAAACUGAUCCGGGCUCAGAACAGUCAGAACCGGAAAUCCAUUUCCUCAGACACGUCCUCGAAUAAGAAACUGAAAGGGAGGCAGCAUAACAUAUUCCAGUCCAUGCUGCAGAAUUUUAGGCGUCCCAAUUGCUGUGUCCGACCUGCUCCGUCAUCUGUGUUAGACUGAAGCGGUCCGCAGGGGUGGGUGGAUAUGUGCAGUGGUAGUGAGAAUCCUUCCCCUCGAGUCUCAAGUCCUGCUGUUCAGUUGUGUUAUUGGGGUUGCAGUGCAGCAACAGUGGAAAUUAUUGCCCUUUGUUUUCUGAGUAGCCACUCACUCCGUCAUGCCUUCGUCAUUGCCACAGCUGGUGUGUAUUUCCACAUGGUGCCCCCAUCCCGUCCACCGUCAGAUGAGAAGCUAGGCACUUAGCAAAAGCACAAAUUUGCAUUGCCACCUUGUGGCAGGGAGAACAGCAUCUUCUGAUAAAGCGCGAAGCAGAGGGAUUGUGAGGAUCGUUGUCGGAGAUUACUGGUAUGCAUCACAAGGUCUUAUGCAGGGGGAUAGGCUGGGGGAAGCUGGAUGAGGGGAAACUAAGGUUAAACAGCUGUUUAACCGAGCAGUAAAGCGAGACAACUUUCCUUAUGUUUAAGUUACCUACACUGAGGCAAGGCUGUAAAAAGGUUAUGAACUGUUGGUGCCGUGGCGCACAGUUUUUAGGUGAGCCUGAGUGAGACGGUUCUUCUUUUUCCCUUGAAACGGAGAAUGAAGGAAAGAGUGAGGAUCAGGGCUGAAGAACUCUUUGGGAGAAGAAGUUGAGUAAAUGGGAUUUUGAUGGCUGGAAGGGGAGGUGAGAGAGGAGUGUGCGAGGUGUGUGCAAGCAGGCAGUGCCUGCAGGUGAGGCCAGCCACGAGAGGACACGCAGCCAGGUCUCCUGGCACAGUGACACACCAGCCCAGGCUCUCAGCAGCCUCCAGAAGUGCUGAACGCUGCUCCUGUAAAACACUUUUUAAAGUGGUGUGGGUCUUUUUUCUCUCUCUAGAGAUGCACGGUGAUGUUUUAAUGUAGGAGCAGGCUGUGCUGUGCACCUAGGUCCAUGAGCCUACAUGUCUACUGUGUUACACUGCUCUGACUUUUUAAGCCCUUACCCGAAUCUGCUCCUUUUUUUUUUUCUUCAGUAUAUUGGUGCUUUUCUCGCUGCCUUUCAUAAACUUAAUGCCAUUUAUUUAGCCUGUGCAUAUCUUGUUUUACCAAAUGUUCUCUAUAUUAUAAACCGUUGUACUGUUAACUUGAAGCAUUUACUUUACAGAAGUAUUGAAAUCUUGAGACAAUCUUUACUGUAUUUCUAAUGUUAGAGAAGUUGUAGCAUCUGCCAAUAAAAGGUAGCUUAGUGACUGUUUCUCCAGAAGAGUGAUGUACAAUAAUGUCUCAACUGUACAUUUGUCACAUUUCUCAGCUUAACAACAUUUUUCAACCUGGGAAAUGCUUCUCACUAGCUUUUCAUUCUGUCCACUAGCGUUUACGGUAGGCUGGGGAACUCCUGCAGUUUAUAGAAAGUUUAUUUUUCAAUCCUGCAAAGCACCAGGGAUUGGGAUAAUGUAAUCCUGCCGAGUGCUAGAGUUAAAUAGGAGUUAAUUUUAUCCCAUUAAAGAUUUUUCAUAAAUCAUGAUGAUAACUUAUUUCUGUCUGUGGUACCACACAUCCGACUUACUCUGUAGAUCUUACAACACAGUGUAAACAAAUGUGAAUAUCCUUUCUUUUUUCUUUUUCUAUGAAGCAGCCGUGAGGUGGUCCGCUUGUAUUUAGGAGGCCAGACUUUUUGAGUGUAUUGACUGCCGAGCUUUCAAAGCAGCUCUUUCAGGGCAUUUUUUUUUUCCCCCAGGUAGGAGGUAAAAUACUGUAAGGUUUCUGUAAUGGACAGUAUUUCAACCUACUUCAAUGAAAGUUGUGGCCCCUAUGCUUGGUACUUCUAAUUUACACCUCAUUUUCCUCUGGUAUACAUUUGGAGUUCUGUGGCACCUCCUCAUUCCAUGUCUGUACAUUAUUUCAAGUUGUCUCCCACCUGAUGCUGAACUGGUGAAUCUGAAAUACCACAUCAGAGGGUGACUUCCCAUGUCUGCCUCCUAGGAGGAAAGUCUCCCGUCUUUUUUUUUGUUAGUACUGCUGUUUCCGUUACCUUCCUAGCAGUGUCUGAGAUGUGAGUUUCUGUGAAAUUUUGUGUGGGAUUAAUCUCGGCAGCAUCAUUAGGUAUGGUUAGUUGACAAGUUCGGUGUCUUUUACCACGUUGUGUCUGUGUCAACCAUGAAGAGGUUCCCAGAGUUUUCUGUGGUGUUUGCUGUCUCCUGUCCAGGUCCAAGGCUUCGCGCAGCUCCUUCCUACACCUUCACCUCCCUUCUGCCAGCUCCCUCUUUAGCUGCUGUCUAGCCUGUCCUCCUGUGAAACCUUGUCCUUUGACUGAGCUCGCAUCCCUCCCUCCACUGCCCUCCUCAUUGCCAGCUUGCUCUGAACUGUCCCUUUACAAAUGUGUCCGGUCUGAAUAUAUAAAUGGAUUGUCAUAUUCUUCCCAAGGAGAAUAAAUGGAUGUCGUGCACUCAGCAAUUUCCAUGAACUUUAUCCUUUAGCUCAAGCGCUCCUAAAUGUUUCUACAGUAUGGGUAUGAAUGGCUUUACAGAGGCCAAACUGGACUUAGCAAUGAGUAAGCACUGCAAUUAACACUUCUUCACGAGGAACCAGAGAUCUCCAGGUACCCUGCAGCUGCUCCCAGCUGUGAGUCUGCACCAGCCGGUCCACUCCCACCUUCCCCCCACACCCACCAACCUUUCUUCCAGGGAAAUUUCACCAAUACUGAUGUACAGCAAAAUGCAGGCAGGUAAAUUACCAACUGGAUGCAUCUAAAUAACUGCAUGGGCAUAGCUGGAUACACCACGGUGCUCAGCAGAGCGUUGUGGUUUUGUGUGCUGUGAAAGUACUCAUGCACAGGCAACCUGCAAAAUGUCAGCAACACCGUCUUGUGGGCACGGAGCUCCUGCAGGCGUGCAUUCACAGCCAAGCAAUAUCGUGCCAAAAAAAAAAACACACAAAAAAUGAGUCAGUAAUCACCAGCACAUCUCAUGUGAAAUAUUUUAUGAUUUCACUUCGCCUUGCUAGUGCAGCCUGUAGGCAGCCUGCUAGCUUUACGCUGGCAAUUUAUGCUUUCUCGUGCAUACAAUGUUUAGAUGAUUUAUGUGAAUCCUCGGAGGGAUGAUGCAUGUUUCACCAGAAGGAAAACAUAUUUUGGGUAGCAAUUAGCAAAUACGUGUGUGAAUAGUCCUUUAGCAGCCAAGAACGACUGUUCUUGGUGUCACAUCAGUGUCAAAAAUAGAAGUUACUGUAUGGCAGAGGGCAGGGGGAGGUGAUCCACGUGCCUUCAUCCUCUUCUUUUUCCCUGCCCUGGGAGUCAGCACCACAGAGUGUCAGUUCAGUGGUUAACAAGCCAGGAAAUUAAUUUGGGAUAAUAAAAAGAGGGCUCAAAACAGAAAUUACUUUGUCAUUCCCAAGAGUAAAUAUGUACGAGGAAAAAGAAAAACAAAGGACCUGUGUUGCAGCCCGGACAGCUGAAGUAACUCGGUGUGUUGGAAGCUUCAAAAAAUCAAAAUUCAGUUCGGUGGAAGAUGAGAAACUGUGGCAACAAGCUUAUUGUCAGAGGACCUCUGUCAGUGCAUCUUCUGGGGGGAUUGGUGUGGCCAGAACCUAAACCAAAACAGGUAAUAGGAAUGCAAAUCUGUAUUUCAAUGUUUCCAAUAUAAAAGAUGAAUUGAAGGAGAGCCUGGCUGCAGGCAGCUUGCAGCAUGGCCCCAGAUCUCGUGUUGGCUUAGGAAAAGAAAAGAAAAAAAAAAAAAAAAAAAAAGCAAAGAAAGAUCUGGAGACAAGGAGGAAAACACCUGUCUUCCCUAUUUCAGAGGUAGGAAACCUCCCUUUGAACGUAUAGGAAGGAAUUGCUGAGAAAAAUGAGGAAGAAAGGACCAAAUGAAAACUAAAACGUAGGUGAUAUGGAUCCUUCAUGAGGGUAUUUCUAUUCCUAUGUCCAUAAAGCCACUAUUUUACUAAACUUUUGCAGUUGUCCCCAUUUGUUCAUUCUGAGCUCACACGUUUUUCAUGUUCUUGGUGUCCCGUGUUUUUUAGGAAAAUGAACAUUUCCGAAGGCUGCAUAUUUUGCUGGUGUGUACAGGUAUAUCCAAAUACAACUCAACAAAACUGAUCUGAUAAACUAGCUGGUGAUCCCAGCAGGUGAACAGCCGCAGUUUAUUACCACUGCUGUCACGUAAGAGCUUGUAAAAAUGCAUUGUUCAGAGAAGUACCUUCAAGGGAUUCAGAAAAAGUGAAUAUAUGCCCUAAAGAUAAUGCUAACUUUUGUCUUGAAAGUCAUGACUGCUUUGAAAUGUUAAAGUUGGAAGCGGAAAUGCAAACGAAAACCAGUGUUGAGGUUGAUGGGAGAUUUCUUUGUGAUGCUAUUGGUUUUCAGUUUGGAAAUUUGGUGGAAUCUACCACAUCUCCCACAUCAGCAUUUUAUUACUUAGCACAGUUUGUAUAAGCAUAAAAGUAAAAUCUGUAUUAGUUUAUUAGGCUGAUUCUCCAUUGCCUUGCUCCGUGUCUAUCUCUUUACACCUUUUAAAAACGAAUUCAGAAGGUUACCAAGGCAGAGUAAACCUUUCACAGGCAGCUUAUGGAGAUGGUGGCUCUGGGUGAGAGACCUGUUCAUCAAGCGCCGUGGCCUGGAGUAAAACAAACCCUCUUAUAACCUUUUUUUUUUUUUUUUUUUUUUUUUUUUCUGUUUUAGUAGCAUCUCAGACUUUGCUCAUUUAUUUUUUUAGUCACUGCGUGAUGCUUCUAUGAGUGGUCAGUGUUUUCACAGCCAUCCCAAAAGUAUGCAGAUAGAUUCCUACCCAAAUGCUGCACACUACCAAAUAUCUCUGGAGUUGCAGGAUGCUACAGUGGCCCAUGAGCCUGAAGGUCAGUUUCUGUACAUUAAAAUGGCUGAAAUGUUCUCUUAGGGGCCUAAAUUUCAUUAUUUCACCUGCGUUAGUAUAGAUAUUUAAAGUUCUGAUCAGGUGAACUGAUCUGAACUGAAAUGAACACCAUUCAUUUCUUUGAAGCUCUGAUAUUUACUAAUUUAUCUGCUGCGUCCCUUUCUGACUAGCUCUUCCUUCCCAGUAUUUAUAACCUGGAUUUUGAAUCAAAUCCUGGCAAGGAAUAUUUUGUGAUUUGAAACUUAUCCUUCAUCAUUGAGGCUUUUUUAACAAAGAAACUGAUAGAGUCCAAACACACAGAGAGGAAAUAUUUUUUCCUCUAGGAAGACGUUUGCUGUAGGUCACCUUGCGUGUGCAUACAUGUCCAAGUACACGUUUAAAAGGGCUGUACACGUGUGCAGCUCUCAUGCAUUACUCACACUCUAAUAUUUUUCCCUUUCCUCUUUCUGACUGAAUGCCGGAGGAUCAGCAUUUUCUACAGUUUUGAGGCAAGUUUAGAUCAUUCUUCGGUAGACAGACAAGGAUUUUAUCUUUACUUGGUCUCUAAAAAAAAUCCCAUCGCUCUGGCUAAAAUAAAAGAGUUGGCCAACCUCUGUGUCUAGAGAAAGAACUGCCAACAGAAAGCACAGUGGCUUGGGUGUACAGAGAUACACUGACUCCAGAACUUUGUGGAUAUCCACACUUAGUUUGGGUUUCUGCACAAAGACCGAUAGCAGAGGGGUGAUAGCAAGCAUCUGAGCUCAUUAGGGACAGAAUCACAUGAACCAAGUCCUUCUUGACGUACUAGACCUUGAGGUUUUGUUAGGUUUCUGCUGAGACUGACAACCUCUGGGGUAGAAAUAAAUGAUGGCAAAGUCUCCAGCAGUUGUGUGCUGCAGAAUCCAAGACUCUUGAGAUGUUUCUCAAGAUGGAUCAGCAGCUCAUCUAGCUGAUCCAUACGUUAGAGGGUUCUCCCAAAAACACGUCCUCUAGCUCAGUUCACAAUAAGUAGUUUCAAGUAUAUCAAACCCAGGUUUAGACACUGACCUGAAGAGUUUCAGUAGCAGGGAAGAGAAAGAUCUAAGUGUUCAUGGUAUAUAAAACCAAGCCUCAAGCCUGAAGUUAAGGUCUCAGUAGCACACUGGAAAGUGAUGGGAGUUUGUACCCAGAGCUAAAGGGAGAGUGGGUGGAUGACCUCUGAAUUCCUGCCUGUUGCAAGCACCAUAAAAAUGAUGGCCAUAAAUCAGUCAGCAGAAGAAGAAAACCAAUUUUGGAGCUUCUAAUGAUGACUAAUAUUAUUGUGGCUUUAUUAUUUUUAUAGUUAUACUGACUGAAUGUGAUGUACUGUACAAAGUAAAGCUAGUUUUAGGCUUCGAGAUGUACCGUAGCAUUUAUUCGAGACAUACCAACAGAAGUUUGCAUGUGAAGAAAUCUUACAAUGAUAUAAAGCAAUGUUACCCACCUGAUUGACUUCCUUAGGAAUUUAAUGUUUUGCUGUUUUACAUCUUCUGGUUUCCAUGCUGAGUACAAUAAAAUUAACACUGUCUUAA
Messenger RNA from Oxyura jamaicensis (ruddy duck), 9226 nucleotides. It is a transcript of the gene GPRIN3, whose product is annotated as GPRIN family member 3. The record is from RefSeq and is a predicted model, not a curated record. Gene Ontology annotation, biological process: neuron projection development. Lineage: Eukaryota; Metazoa; Chordata; Aves; Anseriformes; Anatidae. Gene Ontology annotation, cellular component: plasma membrane. The coding region runs from base 592 to 2883 and encodes 763 amino acids. The transcript has 2 exons.